Molecule: messenger RNA, 1834 nt
Organism: Amorphotheca resinae ATCC 22711
Lineage: Eukaryota; Fungi; Ascomycota; Leotiomycetes; Helotiales; Amorphothecaceae
Exons: 1
Coding region: 8-1771 (587 amino acids)
Biological process (GO): SNARE complex assembly
Cellular component (GO): endosome; lytic vacuole
Molecular function (GO): SNARE binding
Source: RefSeq, a predicted model, not a curated record
CAACAACAUGAGUGCCGAACCUCCCCGACCUCUUCUCUUGCCUCGCAACCGGAAGCUACGACAUCUCCAAGGCAUAUACCUUCGAAAUCUUACAUUUUCAAGGCCGCGCGGGCGAACAAUCGAUGAUGCGGCUCUCAAUAAGUCACCCCAGAAGAUCGAAGCUCUACGAGAACCUCAACUCCACCAUGCGCGCUCUUCCUCAGACCUCCAAGCGCAAGGGCUACAAAGAACGAACACAAGCUGGGGUCCUGAGAGCCCUGACUCUCGGCAGAAGAAGCUGGAAAAUGUCAUAGAUAGGAGGAUGGCGGACUCUUUCUUCACACUGCACUGCGAGGGACAAGAAGAUCCGAUAUACAUCAGCGAAGUGGUGGAGAAGGCAAUGAAUCCUACCUUCCGCUUCUUUGACCUCUCAGGGAUUGGUCCUGCUACUACUCGACUCAAUAGAUUGACGAUCAAGAUAUGGGUUAAAAGACAAGAUUUCUCUCUUCUUAUCACGGAGGAAGUCAAUCUUCAAUCGCUUCAGUUCAUUGGGACACUCGAGAAUCAACCCUUUCCGCCAAACUGUAUACUUUUCCACCUAAUCGAUGGUAUCUACUCGAUCGACCUCGCCUCGAAGCCUCCAAAACCAAAACCUGCGCCAACUCUACCAACUUCUUCCUAUAGCGCUUUAAUGCGCCUCUCCAACCUUGAUGAAUCGAUCCAAGACGCCCUAGCAACGCGCGAAGAACUUGCCUCCCAAAUCAACUCCAUCCUUCAAUCAUUACCCGUCGACGAAACGUCCCAAGCCCAAGAGCACGCUAUCCUCGCAGAACGCUAUGUGACCGCCUCUCGAAAGCUCCUCAAGCAAUCCCUCCGCCGCAGGACCGAACUGAAAACAUCCAUCGCCGCUCGCAGAGCCGCCAUCAAGUCCGGGCGAGAAGUGCAAGAACGCGCUCAAGAAGACGUUAACGCGGCGCAGGAAAAGCUGCAGACUUGCCGCUCUCUCCUGCAAAGUACAACUUCUGCUAUUCACGGACAGCGUCGGAGAAUAUGUGAGGAGCUAUUGAAGAUCUUCCGUAUAGAGGCUACAGACCAUCCUCUCUUAUUUACAAUAUGUGGAUUACCGCUCCCCAAUUCAUCCUACGAGGACGCUGAUGAAGAUAUCGUCUCGGCCGCCCUCGGGUACGUAGCGGAGGUCGUCGACAUGCUCCAAUACUACCUCUCGAUCCCCCUCCCCUACCCAAUCUCUCCCUUCGGUUCACGCACCAUAAUCCACGACCCCAUUUCCCUCCUCGCCGACAACCAGCGCACCUUCCCCCUUUACAUGAAAGGGACAGUGCGCUUCCGCUUCGACUACGGCGUGUUCCUCCUCAACAAGAACAUCGAAUGUCUAGCGGAAAGCCAAGGCUUAAAAGUCAUCGACAUCCGGCAGACGCUGCCGAAUCUCAAAUACCUGCUCUACGUCUGUGGAGAGGGCAAAGGCGAACUGCCGGCUCGCAAGGCGGGGGGCAUCCGCGGCUUGUUAAUGGGCCGCACGACCCCGAGCCUGAGCAGGCGCGGAAGCUCAGAGAGCGGAACAGGCUUGGGUGUUGGCGAGAUGGCGAGGAAGGCACUGGAGGUUGCGAGUAAAGGGAACGGACAGGCGAAAGCGCCCGAGAACCGGGAAGCUAAUGGCAAUGGGAAUGGGAAUGGGAGUGCGAAACCGAGAGAUGUGGCGGGUAUGCUACCCUUCAGAGAUGAUAAUAGGCUGAGUCUACGGACUAGCGGAUUGAGAGAGGGACUUGGGAGAUGAAGUCGAAAUAGUAUUGUCGUGUACCUUAAGUACCUAUGUAAAGACUAAUAAUGAACGACGAUG